Messenger RNA from Procambarus clarkii (red swamp crayfish), 2741 nucleotides. RefSeq names its product KH domain-containing, RNA-binding, signal transduction-associated protein 3. Lineage: Eukaryota; Metazoa; Arthropoda; Malacostraca; Decapoda; Cambaridae. Gene Ontology annotation, molecular function: mRNA binding. The record is from RefSeq and is a predicted model, not a curated record. Gene Ontology annotation, biological process: regulation of alternative mRNA splicing, via spliceosome. Gene Ontology annotation, cellular component: nucleus.
CUGGCACCCGGCCCAGGGGCCAUGAGACCAGCGUGCUCUCCUUAGUUUGGUCUCGACUGCGGGAGCGCGAAGUGGUUUGCGGGUCGAGCACGCCAUCGCCAAUGCUCGAACCGAUUUCUCCUGUUGUUUUAGUCUCUGGAGACGAGCCUCUUUAGGUUCUGUCCCCCAUCCACGGCAGUGUUACUAGAAAUCCAUCAUUUGAGGUCAUUUAACCACAAUUUCACCAUUGUAAAGGUCAUUGUUUUCUGUAAUAGUGGCAACUUAUUCUAAAUAAGUUGCAACGAACAUUAGUUUCUCUGUAAACAUAUAUCACUUCGUGCUACGACCAGACUUCUGUUAAAUAUCUGAAGUGUGGUGUGAGGCUGUGGAGGCCACAGGUUCACGCUUGCUCCGCCACUCUCCUCCACACACACACAGAGAUACAAAUACAUCUCUUAUUUUUUCCCCAAAACUCUUCCACGUUCGCUCAGUCAUUCGGUUAUAUUAGUAUAUCAUUUAUCAGGAAACACCAAGUCUCACGCAUCCAAUGUGAUAUCGACGCGUGUGUGUUUAUUAAGGCAGUGGGAGUGCGGGACAACAAGGACGCACUAGGGGUGGAGGGCCACCUCGUAGCAUGAAUGAAAACACCUCUAGAGUGCUGAACGGCCACUUAGGUAUCAACGAAGCCCACUCCGUCCCCAGCAGCGCCGCCGCCGCCAUGGGCAAGCUCUCCUCCCCAGAGAACACCAUCACCAACAACAACAACAAUAACGUUACCGCCAAUGGACAAAAAAACCCAGCAGGACGAGAACUUCUACUGAUGACUUCAGCUCAUGAAUCAGAUGGUCGUGGCGGCACCGGAGGAACAGGAACGACGCGGCGUGGGGACCCUCGAUACCUGGAUGUUAUCAGAGAAAGGCCCAUCAGGGUGACGGUCAAGGUCCUGGUUCCCGUCAGAGAACACCCUAAGUUCAACUUCGUGGGGAAGCUCCUGGGCCCAAAAGGUAACUCCAUGAAGCGCCUACAGGAGGAGACGCUGACGAAGAUGGCAGUACUGGGUCGUGGCUCCAUGAGGGACAAACAAAAGGAAGAGGACCUCCGCGCCUCGGGAGACCCUAAAUACGUCCACCUUCUGGAGGAUCUCCACGUAGAAAUCACGGCCUUCGCGUCGCCGGCAGAAGCCCACGCCCGGAUCGCCUACGCCCUGGCCGAGGUCCGUCGCUACCUCGUACCAGACAACAAUGACGACAUCAGGAAGGAGCAAAUACGGGAGAUGGAGCUGAUCAGUGACCCACAGGCGGCCGGCGGCGCUGCAGCAGCCACAGAAGGCGGCGGUGGAGGCGGCGUAACUGGAGAACGUCCACCUCCCUCCUUGACGCCUCCAGAACUCCUCUCUCCUGACGGUCCAGACUGUCGAGGCGCCGUGGUGGGACCCGUGCCCCAAGGUCCCCCUCUACCCCCAGGUCUUCGCGGGCGUGCACCGCCGCCCCACCCACGCCUCCUGGCCGCCCGCGGUCUCCCGCCGCUGGUGAGGAAGCUGCCAGCCGCCCUUCCGCCUCCAGUACCUCCGCCACCUGCUAAACGCCGAGUACUCUCUAUCCUGGACAAGGCCAAGCUCGCCCUCGACCACAGCUACGGCAUUCACGAGGACGACCACCGUCACUAUUCCUUCGAGACCCCAGAAUUUGCUUACGACGACUAUGCUGACUACGGGCCCGAAGACUUUGCUGAGGUUUACAGUGGUGAGCCCUACGACGGGGCGGGGGCCGGGCGCUGGUUGGCCUACAAGCAGACUCUGCCCUCUGCCAUGGAACGGGCAAGGUGCAGAACUUCGCCUUAUGCCAGACCUAAAUAAGGUCUAAUUUUUCCCGUCACGAGUCUGCAUAAGGUCCAAUUUUGCCCGUCUAGAGUCUCCAUAACACCGUCGAAUGCGCCCAUCGCGUCUAACUGAGCGCCGAAUGCACCUGUACUAGUCGACCUUCUCUAAAGUUAUACUAUAAUACUUUAUUUUUAUUUUGCUUAUGUAUUUCAAUAAUAACCAAUACGCUAGUCCCCUAAACAUCACUUAAACCUGUUACUUCUGAUAUCCUUGGUAAUAUUUUAAUGCUAUAAGUACAAAUAUGUAAAAGUCCUUAAAAUCGUGCAAUGAAAGUUGGUAUUGUGGAGUCUAAGUACAUAUUUUCCCCUAAAACAUUUGUCCCAUAAUUCUGACCCUCCUCACUGGUAAAUGUUCGACUAUCACUCACUAAAUGUCCAACCAACAAUUGGUAAAAAGAACCUCCUUGUGAAGUGUAGACAAAAUGUUAGCAAGUUAGUUCAACGUCAUUUUAAGCUCUGAUUAUACCAUCAUGAGAUGUUCAUAGAAUGUAACAAUUAUUUUGAUAAAAGGAUAUAUUGUAAAGAAUGUGAUCAAAUCAGCUUAACUGACUCCUGUGUCAUUCCUUAGAAUGUAUUUUUGUAUAGUUAUAUAAAGUUGUAGAGAAAAUGAGCGUCCGGUUACACGUAACACAAUGUUUCCGGGGAUUUAGUGUGUAUUGAAGAGGCCAGCUGUAGUGUCUACAAGCCUUGAUGACCAUGGAAGAGUAAUUUUCAAGGCCAGGUAGAUACUCUGCUCUCGAAAGAGACGUAUUGUUCAUGCAAAUCAAAAUCUAUUUCUAAUCUCCACUUUUUGUGAUAAAAAAAAGAGAUUUUCAAUUAAUGUUUUCUGCAAAUAUAUGCUGCAUAUAUUUUGCAAUAUAUUUUGCAAUAUAUAUAUAUAUAUA